CGACCACUCAAUUCCCUACGGUUUCGUUUUAUUUUGCCUUUCGACUAUCUAAUUUGCCUUCUCGUUGUCGCAUUCCCACCACGGCACUUAGCACUUUGUAUACUACACUACGUCGCAGACGCACCGACACAGCCAUCUUGUUCUUAACUUGGUCGAUCCAGCCAGAUGUCACCCCGUCGAUUACCUUAAAACAUGGACCCAACAUGCCAACGUGCCCGAGGCUCGACGCCCGUCCAUACAUAUUCGACCCACGAUGGCGGUACGCCAAUUGGUGUCAGACUACUCCUUGGUGAACAGUGUCGUCGACCGGUCGACUUGGCCUCUUUCCUCCUGGCUACGGCGCCAAGCUUGCUCGACAAAAGAAGACAUAAGCCCAAGAACGACGAGCCGUCUCACAAACCAUGCCAUCGCACCAUGGUCGACCCCGCCUGUCCACGGGAUCCCGCACUGGCACGGCGUGUUUGCUGCAGACCAUUCCCAAGAACUCGAGAAAUAGCCAAACCUGACAAUUUGCCGCUUCAAAGCCCAGCCAGACGAAAGCUGGGCGUUCUUGGCUGCAGAUACCAAGCACCUUCAGCCUGUAUCCCCCAUCCUGUCCACCUUGCGCCCGCCGCUUCGCCGUUCAAUGAGGCUGUGCAAGCAAUGCCAAGACCUGUGAGGAUGGGUGGUUUCGCCCUGGCUUCAACUCUCGCCGGUCCAGGGGGGCCACAUCACCAGCGCUCUACACUCAAUCAGAGGAGAAGCAAUCAAAACGAGGCCUUUAACAAGUCUUGGCAUUGCUCCUUUCACACUCACUGGCCGCCACAUGCAUUUUAUUUGCGCGAUUUAAUUAAGGUUCUAGGAGGAAUACUCGCACACUUUGUGCCGUCCUGCAUUGUCAUCAUCCAUUGGCUGUACGGAUACCGCCAGAAGGCUCGCCGAUGUGCCACGAGCCUAAUGAGCCUGCCAAUGCCACGGAAAUCUACCAAGCUUUCCGGCCAAAUCUUGGAUGCACGACACCCGAGCGAGAAAACGACCGCGUGCACCAUUAGCAACAUGGCUGCCCGCACACCUCAGAUGUAGUUACAGACUACAAUGACUCUUCAAGUUUUGAGCCAUCGUCCACGCUGGAACUCUCCACGUUUGGUCGCAGUUCUUCCAGACUCAAUCAGACCACCAUGUUCGCCUCCCCAGACGAUCGCGACAACCCCGACAGUUUAGAGACGAGUGGUCCCCGAAAUGCCCCAGAUGUGGAGGGUCGAAUGGGGUGCUUGUGUUCGGACGCCAGGCCGAGAUUAGGAAGGAC
Colletotrichum acutatum is the source of this 1285-nucleotide messenger RNA. RefSeq lists its product as uncharacterized. The record is from RefSeq and is a predicted model, not a curated record. Bases 193 to 1062 code for a protein of 289 amino acids. The transcript has 3 exons. NCBI's taxonomy places the organism in Eukaryota, Fungi, Ascomycota, Sordariomycetes, Glomerellales, Glomerellaceae.